Messenger RNA from Chanos chanos (milkfish), 2055 nucleotides. It is a transcript of the gene mmp15b, whose product is annotated as matrix metallopeptidase 15b. Gene Ontology annotation, cellular component: extracellular matrix. Gene Ontology annotation, biological process: proteolysis; extracellular matrix organization; collagen catabolic process. The record is from RefSeq and is a predicted model, not a curated record. NCBI's taxonomy places the organism in Eukaryota, Metazoa, Chordata, Actinopteri, Gonorynchiformes, Chanidae. Gene Ontology annotation, molecular function: metalloendopeptidase activity; zinc ion binding. The coding region runs from base 52 to 2019 and encodes 655 amino acids. The transcript is spliced from 10 exons.
AGCUGUCAUUGCAAAGGUGCACGGUUUAUAUCCAAUCGAGGCUCACAGAAGAUGGCAUCUUCGCGGUAUGACGGGCUAAUGUUACUCCUGAAUCGGACAUUAAUUCCUUCCCUCCUCGUGGUACUACUAAGCGGUGUGAGGACUUAUGGAGAUGACGACACUUUCAAUGCAGAGUCAUGGCUCAGGAUGUAUGGCUACCUCCCCCAGGCCAGUAGACAGAUGUCAACCAUGCGUUCAGCUGAAAUCCUGUCCAGCGCCAUCAGGGACAUGCAGCGUUUCUAUGGGCUUGAAGUCACAGGAGAGAUGGACUCAACAACAAUAAAGGCCAUGAAAAGGCCUCGCUGCGGUGUCCCAGACAAAUUUGGCGGUCAAAUCAAGAACAACGUUCGGAGGAAACGCUAUGCACUUACAGGUCACAAGUGGAGUAAGAACCACUUGACUUUCAGCAUUCAGAACUACACUCCUAAGAUUGGGGAGUAUAACUCAAAUGAAGCAAUCCGUAAGGCCUUCAAGGUGUGGGAGAAAGUGACACCUCUUACCUUUGAGGAAAUCCCUUUCCUGGAGGUGAAGUAUGGUCGCCGGAAGGAGCCAGACAUCAUGAUCUUCUUUGCUUCAGGUUUCCAUGGUGACAGCUCUCCCUUUGAUGGUGAGGGAGGCUUCCUGGCUCACGCCUACUUCCCUGGACCAGGGAUGGGUGGAGAUACUCAUUUUGACUCUGAUGAGCCCUGGACUAUUGGAAACUACAAUGUGCAGGGCAAUGAUCUGUUUCUGGUUGCUGUGCAUGAGCUGGGCCAUGCUCUGGGGCUGGAGCACUCAAAUAACCCAUUGGCCAUCAUGGCUCCUUUCUACCAGUGGAUGGACACAGACAACUUCCAGCUGCCUGAUGAUGAUCUGAGAGGGAUCCAGCAGAUUUAUGGUCCUCCGGACAGCUCUCCCACUCAGGCUUUGCCAACUGUGACCCCUCGUCGUCCUGACCCCAGACCACCCAAUCCCCCGAAGAGCCCCCCUGGUUCCCCCCCUCGUCGGCCGGAUAGACCUCGCACCACGGACCGUCCAGACCACUAUGGCCCAAAUAUCUGUGACGGCAACUUUGACACAGUCACAAUGCUCAGAGGAGAGAUGUUUGUUUUCAAGGGUCGCUGGUUCUGGAGGGUGAGGAGAAACCGGGUCUUGGAUAAUUACCCCAUGCCUAUCAGCCACUUUUGGAGGGGGCUGCCCGGGGACAUUGAUGCAGCGUACGAGAGACACGACGGCCGAUUUGUAUUUUUUAAAGGGGAUAAGUACUGGCUAUUCAGAGAGGCUAACUUGGAGCCCGGGUACCCUCAGGAACUGAUGGACUACGGUCGAGAUAUCCCAUAUGACAAGAUUGAGACAGCCAUUUGGUGGGAGCCCUCUGGCUUCACUUACUUCUUCAAAGGAGACUGGUACUGGCGUUUUAAUGAACAGUCUCGCUCUGUUGAUCCGGACUACCCUAAACCAAUCAGUGUAUGGGGUACAUCAGUUCCGUCCUCUCCCAAGGGGGCCUUCCUCAGUGAUGAUGGAGCUUACACAUACUUCUACAAGGGUACCAAGUACUGGAAAUUUGACAACCACCGUAUGAAGAGCGAGCCAGGUUACCCUAAGUCCAUCUUGAGGGACUUCAUGGGUUGCAGUGUGGACUUGGACCCUGACAGAGACACCGAUGUUGACCCAGGACGCAAGUGGCCUGAUACAGACAGGCCUCCAUUCAAUCCAGACGCAGGACGGGAUGGAGACAAGGACAAAGAGAAGGACAAAGACAGAGAUGGCACUAAUGACGUAGAUGAUAAGGAAACAACAGAGGAAGAGACGAACGAGGUGGACGUGGUUCUGAAGAUCGAUGAGACAGAACGCACUAUGAAUAUCAUCAUGGUGACUGUGCCCCUGGUCCUGGUGCUGUGCAUCCUGGGACUGAUCUACGCCAUCAUCAACACACUGCAGAGGAAAGGAGCACCAAAGUACCUUGUACACUGCAAACGCUCCCUGCAGGACUGGGUUUGACGUCUUGAAUUGACCCCUAGGCUCUUUUCCCCUCUA